Molecule: messenger RNA, 1223 nt
Organism: Cyprinodon variegatus (sheepshead minnow)
Lineage: Eukaryota; Metazoa; Chordata; Actinopteri; Cyprinodontiformes; Cyprinodontidae
Gene: trmt10a
Product: tRNA methyltransferase 10A
Exons: 7
Coding region: 127-1005 (292 amino acids)
Biological process (GO): tRNA N1-guanine methylation
Cellular component (GO): cytosol; nucleus; nucleoplasm
Molecular function (GO): tRNA binding
Source: RefSeq, a predicted model, not a curated record
UGACGUCACACAUGCGCCCAAAACAUGUGAGGCUUGCGGAGAGUUUUCCGUUAAUUUAGUGGAGAUUUGAAGGUUAUUUUGUUUGUUGCUUUAGCGGCCACCGCAGGGAGCGGCUAGCGGGCCCAGAUGGCUGAUGCUGGCGGGGAAGCUGCAGCCUCCUCCGGGGAAAGGAGCGAGAACCGGAGCGGCACUGAGGAGCAGAGCCUGUCCAAGAGGCAGAUGAAGAAGCUGCUGAAGCAGCAGAAAUGGGAGGAGGAGAGGGAGCUGCGAAAACAGAGAAGAAAGGAGAGGAAGCAGCAGCGCAAACAGCAACGGCAGAACAUCCAGCAGGAGAACAGAGGAGACGGCCCGGGGCCCCGGAAACGCCCACGUAGAGACGUGACGCCCAGCUCUCUGAGGCUGGUGGUGGACUGCAGCUUCGAUGACCUCAUGCUCAUCAAGGACGUUUGGAAGCUCCACAAACAGAUCCAGCGCUGCUACGCCGUGAACAGACGAGCCUCGCAUCCUGUUCAGUUUUAUGUGACGAGCCUGGGAGGGCAGCUGAAGCAGAGCUUUGAUGACAAAGACAAAGGAUGGGUGAACUGGAAGGGCAUUACGUUUAAAGCGGAACACUACAGCGAAGUGGUGGCUAAAGGUGAGCUGGUGUACCUGACCUCGGACUCCCCCAACGUGCUGGAGGAGCUGGACCAAAGCAAGGCCUACGUGAUCGGAGGCCUGGUGGAUCACAACCACCACAAGGUGCGCCCCGCCUCCUGCUGCCGCCGCCAGCACAUCGGCUUUAUUCUCGUAAUUUUACGAACAUUUUUUGAGAUCAUCUUGGCGUAUCUUGAGAAGGGCGGCUGGCAGGAGGCUUUCUUCUCCAUCCUCCCUCAGAGAAAAGGAGCCGUGGCCGUCAGCCAGGAUGGAGGCGCCCCUCAGGAAAACAACGAGGAGGAGGAUGAGGAGGAAGAGGAAGGCUCCACUUCGGACUCGGACGCUGCAGAGCAAACAGAAAUCAGAGACUAAACAUGCGGGACUAAAUGGACGCCUCCCUGCAGAGUUCCAACAUCUGUUUUUGUUUCUCGUUUUCAGACGUUUUGUUUUACUGGAUAUUUAUUGAAAUGUUUAAUUUUGCUGCAGGUUAUGGAAGGAAUGAAGUUUUUAUUUUUGUUCUUCAGGCUCAUUUUCUUUACCAUCGUUGCUCUUUGGACUAAAAAGUCGGAUUUGUGCCUAAAUGAUUUGAA